Messenger RNA from Apaloderma vittatum (bar-tailed trogon), 1383 nucleotides. Its product is annotated as formin-binding protein 1-like. NCBI's taxonomy places the organism in Eukaryota, Metazoa, Chordata, Aves, Trogoniformes, Trogonidae. The transcript is spliced from 12 exons. Gene Ontology annotation, biological process: signal transduction. The annotation marks the transcript as partial. The record is from RefSeq and is a predicted model, not a curated record.
GAUCAGUUUGAUAACCUGGACAAGCAUACACAGUGGGGCAUUGACUUCUUGGAGAAGUAUGCAAAAUUUGUAAAAGAAAGGAUAGAAAUUGAGCAAAACUAUGCAAAACAACUGAGAAAUCUGGUGAAGAAGUACUGUCCUAAACGUUCACCCAAAGAUGAAGAACCCAGGUUUACUUCAUGCAUCGCCUUUUUUAACAUCCUUAAUGAGUUGAAUGACUACGCAGGACAACGAGAAGUAGUUGCAGAAGAAAUGGGACACAGAGUGUAUGGAGAAUUGAUGAGAUAUUCUCAUGAUCUAAAAACUGAGAGAAAAAUGCAUCUUCAGGAGGGGCGAAAGGCGCAACAGUAUCUGGAUAUGUGCUGGAAGCAGAUGGAUAACAGCAAAAAGAAAUUUGAGAGAGAAUGCAGAGAGGCAGAGAAGGCACAGCAAAGCUACGAAAGGCUAGACAACGACACUAAUGCGACAAAGGCUGAUGUUGAGAAGGCUAAGCAACAAUUAAAUCUGCGCACACAUAUGGCAGAUGAAAACAAAAAUGAAUAUGCUGCACAACUACAGAAUUUUAAUGGAGAACAGCACAAACACUACUACAUUGUAAUUCCUCAGAUUUAUAAGCAACUUCAAGAAAUGGAUGAAAGAAGGACUAUCAAGCUUAGCGAAUGUUACAAAGGCUUUGCUGACUCUGAGCGCAAGGUUAUUCCGAUUAUCUCUAAAUGUUUAGAAGGGAUGAUCCUUGCUGCAAAAUCAGUUGAUGAACAUAGAGACUCUCAACUAGUGAUAGACUGCUUCAAAUCUGGUUUUGAACCUCCUGGAGAUUUUCCAUUUGAAGAUUACAGUCAGAAUAUUUACAGAACUAUCUCUGAUGGAACCAUCAGUACACCAAAGCAGGAAGGAAUGAGAAUUGAUUCAAAAACUACAGUGGGCAAGGCUAAAGGAAAGCUCUGGCUAUUUGGAAAGAAGCCAAAGCCACAAUCCCCACCCCUAACCCCUACUAGUUUAUACACAUCCAGUACUCCUAAUGGGUCCCAGUAUCCCAUAUUCUCCAUUGAACCAGUGCAUUAUUGCAUGAGUGACAUAAAAACAGGGAAGCCCAGAAUUCCUUCUUUCAGAAGCCUCAAAAGAGGGUGGUCGGUGAAGAUGGGCCCUGCACUGGAAGACUUCAGCCAUCUCCCUCCAGAGCAAAGACGCAAGAAACUGCAGCAGAGAAUCGAUGAACUGAACAGAGAACUACAGAAGGAAACAGACCAAAAAGAUGCCCUCAUCAAGAUGAAGGAUGUUUAUGAGAAAAAUCCCCAGAUGGGUGAUCCAGUUAGUUUGCAACCAAAAUUAACAGAGACCAUGAGCAACAUGGACCGUCUUCGAAUGGAAAUACACAAGAAUGAG